AUGUUGCCAGCUGCAGCUGUAGCUGCACGUCUCCUACUACCAGUGUCAGUGUCAGUGGUUUACGUACUUUAUAAGUACUGGAGAUCUGGACGGCAAACAGAGAGCUGGGUUCCCCCAAAUCGCGGUAACAACGACGAUGUUCCCCCGAACUCCGGUAACAACGGCGUAGUUCCCCCAAAUUCCGUCGUUCGCCCGAAGUCCAGUAAGAACGACGUCGUUCCCUCUGAUGGCGAUCUUGCCAUCGUUGAAGAGAUUCUGAAAAAUGACCAUGUCUUCCUUGAUAAGAUUCGGACACUUAACCCCGCCGUCCUUGAUGAGCUUCUGAAAAUCGACCCCGUCGCCCUUGAUGCGCUUCUGAGAAUCGACCCCGCCGUUCUCCGCGACUCUGCUGAAUUGGAUCCUGCCAUCAUUGAUGCGAUUUGUGAACUGUCUGAGAAAGAGGAAGGUGACGAGGAGGCCGACUGGAGUUGUAGUCGGCCAGUAACUGAGAGCUCUCUAGUCAUCGGGGUUCCCACAAAUUCCGGUAACAACGACGUCGUUCCCUCAAAUUCCGGUAACAACGACGUCGUUCCCCCAAAUUCCGGUAACAACGACGUCGUUCCCCCAAAUUCCGGUAACAACGACGUCGUUCCCUGUCCUGAACUGUCUGAUCGCGAUCUUGCCAUCCUUGAAGAGAUUCUGAAAGAUGACCCUGACCUCCUUUAUGAGAUUCGGACACACGACCCCGCCGUUAUUAAUGAGCUUCGGAAAUUCGAUCCCGCCGUCCUCCGUGAGAUGGUGUUCGACUCUGCUGAGGUGGAUCCUACCAUCAUUGAUGCGAUUCGUAAAUUGUGUUUGAAACGAAAGGAGGAAGAUGAACAAGAGGCUAAGGGGAGUUGUAGUGGCCGAGAAACUGUAAGCGAAAACGAAAAUGGAAACGAGACACAGAGCCAAGAGAGGGAUGAGGAAAUAAGCAGAAGCCGUCAUUACCCAUUGAGGCCUGAAGCUCCAGACUGUUCGUAUUAUCUAAAGACUGGGACUUGUAAGUUUAGGUCCAAUUGCAAGUUUAAUCACCCUCGCACAACAACGAAAAACAAUCAGGAUUACUUCUGGUCAGGAGGACGUAAAGACGGAAGAGAUGGUAGUUUCAACCCCAGAAGCAGGGAACCUUCUGCAGCUCCAUUUGUAGAAAACUUUAUGGGCCUGCCAAUUCGUCCGGGGGAGAGAGACUGUCCCUACUAUAUGCGAAAUCUCUCCUGCGGGUAUGGUUUAAGCUGUAGGUUUAAUCACCCUGAUCCUACACCUGCAGGAGAAUCUGAACCCCCAUCUGGAUAUGGUAAUGGUGGACCUGCAUCAUUGCAAGGUGCAUCAUCAUCAACAGCAGCACAAUGGUCUGCUCCAAGAUCAUUGAACAAUGCUCCACUUAUAAUUCCACCAUCUCAAGGGAUUCCUUCCAGAAAUACAGAACACAAUGGUUAUCAGCAGCAGCAAGUUGAAGAGCUCCCACAACGACCUGGGCAACCUGUUUGCAUUUACUUCUCAGCAACAGGGGAUUGUAAGUUUAAAUCUAAUUGCAAAUAUCACCAUCCGAAAAAUCAGACUGCAAUGUCCCCCUCAUGUGCACUGAAUGACAAGGGCCUGCCUUUGAGACCAGGUCAGAACAUCUGCACACAAUACAGUACCUAUGGCAUUUGCAAUUCUGGGCCAGCUUGUAAAUUUGACCAUCCGUCAUUAUGA
This is a messenger RNA of Prunus armeniaca (apricot), 1716 nucleotides long. The record is from the annotation of a GenBank genome assembly. Lineage: Eukaryota; Viridiplantae; Streptophyta; Magnoliopsida; Rosales; Rosaceae.